Folsomia candida is the source of this 1782-nucleotide messenger RNA. RefSeq lists its product as uncharacterized. The transcript is spliced from 4 exons. The record is from RefSeq and is a predicted model, not a curated record. Bases 86 to 595 code for a protein of 169 amino acids. Lineage: Eukaryota; Metazoa; Arthropoda; Collembola; Entomobryomorpha; Isotomidae.
UUAACACCGCGUGGUGUCUAUAUGUGACUACACCGCGCGGAAUUGACACCAGUUUAUUUGCAGUGUAAUUGUGCUACAGAUAAAAAUGGGGUCUUCAAACAAAUUUCGAUUCAUCUGGUUGCUGGGAGUAGCUUUCAUGGCUGCAUUAUUUUUCGGGAAAAGCGCCGCAAUUAAUCUAUCGUCUCGUGUGGAGUCCUUUAUUGGACCACGCGGAAUUGUUAACCUUACGCCACGCAACUCUCAGAAUACGAAUGAGACUGCACUAUUUGGACAGAUUGAAGUAACAAGCUGUAGUCAGCAACCAUGCCUGAUGUACCCGUUAAUUAUGUAUGACAUUUCAACAACCUUCAUACCAGUUGAUUCCAAAACUGCAAUGGGAUACCACCUAAAUUUUCGUUAUGGCGUUGAGAAGUACGACUUUCGGACCACUUUUUUCACGGACAACUACCUUGCUGGCAAGCAAUACAGAAUUUCGCAGAUAGUUGAGAUUCCUGCUAGCCUGAGAGGGAAGUCUGGCUACUUCCAAGUGAUUCUAUACGAUUCGGAGGGAAUAAUUCACAUUAAUCGUUGUUUCGAGGCUAUCGUGAGCAACUGAAGGUUUCACUUCCCGAUUUUGGUUUAAAAUAAAUUGCGUACUUAGUAGAUAAUUUCUAUUAAUUUAAGAUUACUGCAUGAACUAAUUAGUUUUUAAAAUUUGAACCAUUGUACGAAUUCAGCCCUAAGCAUAAAGUUGAACACCAAAAUCUCCCUCAUUACCGUAUGAAUCCCCUAAUUUUGACAAGUGUCGAACUGUUAAGGUAAUUUAUACUUAUAAAAUUUUCCCAAUCUGACCUUAAAUUGUGUUCUUAUAAUAUUUUAAAAUUAUUAAAGAAGUAAAUCAUUCGUAGAACUUGUAGGUAAAAAUAUUGAGAUUUGGUCUGAUUUCGCAACGAAUUAGGAAUUUUAACGAACACAUUACCAUCUCGAAUUUUAAAAAAUUGGCCAUUUAUGUACAUCACAAUUUUUUGUGUUUGGCAAAUUGAAUAAUAUUUGGAUUGCAUCAUAUUUUGUUACCGGAAUAUUAAUAUCAUUACAUAUUCCUUUCAGUUCCAGCUUAAAGAAUAUUAUCCGAGUAACACCUCGUAUAAUAAUUUGCAUCAAUAUAUCGAUAAUAUGCCACGAGUUGACCCCAAUUUAAGCUCUAAACUCGGUAAAAUGAAUUAAAUAUGUGGACUCGCUAUUGUGCAAGAUUAACGUAGUUGGAGUAAUUUGCCUCCUUAUUUUGUACUUUGAAGUAAUUGUUCAGAUUCCUAAUAUUUAGGAAUAUGAAUGCAAUUGGAGUUGUAAUGUGUAGUUUGCAUUUUGUGUUCAGUUUGCAUUUAAGAUGCAGAUUGAACGCAAUUUACAUUGGUUUUGCAGUAGAAGCAAACCGAAGCAUGCAAAUCAAUGUUUUGCAACACAGAACACUGGCAGUGAUGGCAAGCAGAGUGCUAACUCAUCUUAUGCAGACUGAGUUGUCCAGCUUUGUAGUUUGCUAAACAGGUAGAAAUGGUAGUAUGUAAUGUAUGCAUGCAUUUGUUCCAAUGAUGAACAAACUAUUGUGUUUAUGUAUAUAAUGCGGAAAUAGACUUAUUUUAGCUGGAAUUAACUGUGAGAUUUAGCAUACACGGGUGCUUUUCCGUCCGCUCUGCAGUAUAAAGCUAGCCACGGACCAAAGCCCGCGUAACGCCCAUUUAAUCUUUUUGUAACAGAGGGUUGUUCUGCACAAGAGUGAAUCGCAAAUCUCAGAUUGCCCCAAAUGGG